CAUUUUGCAUCUUUUGGGUAAUGCAUUUGUCGCAAUGACAGCAAAAUUAUUAAAAGUCACGCCCCUGGGACCAUUGACCUUCUCCAAAGAGAACAGCAAUACGACAAAUGUAUCCGUGAAUAAUAUAUCCAAAGUGCCAGUGUUGUAUAAGCUACAAAGCACCGUUUGGGGCAAGUUCAAAAUGCGUCCCCGUUGGGGCGUGCUGUUGCCCAACGAACAAGCCCAAUGCAGCAUUACCCUCAACCAGGGAGCGGAGCUCUCGAAACGCGGCCUCGAUCGUGUCCUCUUGGUCUGCAUGAUGGCGCCCAUUAACUCGGUGGACAUGGACUUUACAUCGUCCUUCUGGCGUCACAAUAUCUGCUAUGAUCCGAUGGUGGAAAAGCAUUCGUUUAGUUUUCAGCAAUCGAAAGAUUCCAUGAAACGGCAGGAACAGCUGGAGACUGCCGCUCGUCCUAUUGCCCCGAUUUACUGGAGGUAAUUUUCGUCCUUUGAGUGACUACAGACUACUGUCUCAUAUUGGCCAACACAUUGACAAAGUUAUUGGUUAUUAAAAACUAAGGGCGUGUCUAUCUAACUGUCUGUCUAACUGCCUGCCACCUGAGGCCUUUCCUUGCGGCCCAUGUGUCUCUCUGUUACACAACAACACAUCAAGUGGGGCUCAAGGAUCCUUUGCUGGCUGCAUCAAGUAUCAAGUGGAUGCUGCAAAUGGCAGUGGCAACAGUUCCAUCAUUGAUUAAUGAAAAUUAAUGAAGAAAGCACGAGGAAACCUAAUGAUUAUCCUACACUUUGAAGUGGCAAAACCCUUUCAAACCUUGCAUAAAUGUAACCCAUAACCCAUUUAUGUUUGAGCUCUUUCGUGCGCACAGUGGAGUAAAUGGUUUUUCCAAGAAAAGCCCCAAAAACGGCAACUAAAUAAAGACAUUUGGAAAUUU
Drosophila subobscura is the source of this 932-nucleotide messenger RNA. RefSeq lists its product as uncharacterized. The transcript is spliced from 2 exons. NCBI's taxonomy places the organism in Eukaryota, Metazoa, Arthropoda, Insecta, Diptera, Drosophilidae. Bases 35 to 478 code for a protein of 147 amino acids. The record is from RefSeq and is a predicted model, not a curated record.